This is a messenger RNA of Tupaia belangeri chinensis (Chinese tree shrew), 1376 nucleotides long. It is a transcript of the gene TCL1B, whose product is annotated as TCL1 family AKT coactivator B. Lineage: Eukaryota; Metazoa; Chordata; Mammalia; Scandentia; Tupaiidae. The transcript is spliced from 3 exons. The record is from RefSeq and is a predicted model, not a curated record. Gene Ontology annotation, molecular function: protein serine/threonine kinase activator activity. Bases 1 to 396 code for a protein of 131 amino acids.
AUGGCCUCUGAGGCUUCUCCUUGCCUUGGGCCACCCCCAGACUGCCUGUGGGUCCGGAGGCCUGGCAUCUACGAGGACGAGAAGGGGAGGACCUGGGUGACUGUGGUCAUUCGGCUCAGUCCUUCCCAAAGAGCUCGCACCAGAGGCUCUUCUGGCAGCACACGUGAGCCCAGCAUUACGGUCCACAUGUGGCAGAUGCCAGUGCACCCCCAGAAGCCCCUGCGUCCCCAGGAGCCCAGCGAGCUGCCCCUUUCCCGCCUGCCCGUUAUGUGGCAGCUCGAGCCCGGAAGAAGGUACCGAGCCACAGACUCCAGGCUCUGGGAGCUUGUGGACCACGGCCAGGUGGGCACCACAGAACAGAUGGUCCUCACUCAGCAGCCACUGGGCACGGAGUAAGGACGGGUAGAGAGCAGACAACGCCGGGAUGUCAGGCCUCGCAAUGCAGAGAUGAAGAAGGCAGGAAGACUCCUCUCUCCAGGAGGGCGGUGCUGGCCUCCCUCCUCUGCUGUUUCCUGAGCUUUUGUUUUGUUAACAUAGUCACCUACACCCCUUCCCACCGCACGGACUUGACUGUCCACUGUGGACGGCCCCAGCUCUGUAGUGCACGAAGCAUGGAAUCUCACUGCGCAGGCGUCAUUGAAUUCUGUGGGGUACGCCAGAUAACGUCCCAUUGUUUAGAAGACUGAGGCUCCAGGAGCUAGAAUAAUUUCUCCCAAGAUCAGAGAACCUGGAAAUAGCUGUGACCACGCUCAGGUUCAGUGAACUCGGAUCCCUAGUCUGACCAUGGCUGUAGGGUGCCGUGUGGCAGUGCCUUUGAGGACCCAGCACUGACCCACAGCAAGCUUCUCCCUGAGACUGGGAGCAGCCUGAGCAGGCCCUGCAGGGGUACCCUCCAACCCCAUCAGUGUGGACUGGCACCUGGUUCUGCUGAGGCUCGAGGGACUGUCUGCCUUGUCUUCUGGCCCCACUUCUUGGCCCAGGCCUCCUGGGUACCCUCGGGGCACCUUUAUGCACCUGCUCUCUUGCUCACCCAGCAUGGGCUCCUGGUGGGGCAGGAGGGGCCUGAGCCUGAUCUGUGGCCCUCACUUUCCCUGAGCAGCAGUCCCACCCUUCCUCGCUUGGGUCUGUUCUUGGCCACCUGCCUGGAGGGCUUGCCAGGGGCCGGUGUGCAUGGCCCAUUUCCCCUGCGGGCUGCAGCCAUGGGUGCUCUCCCCCCUCCUCUCAUGCUGCUCUUUCUGAAGUCCCUCCACUCCAUGCCCACCAGGCAGCUCAUGGCAGGCAGUGGCUCCAGUCAGGGGGCAGCCUCAGCGGGAGCCAGGUCUAGAACAGGACGCAGCAGCCCCGAGGGCAUCUGUUCUGCUGACACCUUGACCUAA